AUGAGAAGAUACAAAAAACAAAGAAAUUUGGUGAAACCGGCUAAGACAAGAUUCACAACAGCUAUCUUGACCUUGCAUAACGUUUACCUGCAAAAGCAAAAUUUGCGAACGUUGGUCUUGUCAACCGAAUGGAGUGAGAGUAUCUAUGCAAAGGAAACUCUUGGGAAAGAAGUUGCGAGAUUUAUUAUUGGUCCAUAUUUUUGGAAUGACAUUGUUCAAGCACUUAAAGUUGGUAAUCCUUUGGUUAGUGUACUUCGUUUGGUGGAUGGGGAGAAAAAACCACCAAUGGGAUACAUUUAUGAAGCCAUGGAUAGGGCUAAAGAAGCUAUUGAGAAGGCAUUUGAUCAUGAUAGGAGGAAAUAUGAGAGAGUGUUUGAAAUCAUUGAUAAAAGGUGGGAUGAUCAGCUUCAUCAACCUUUACAUGCAGCAUGGCAUAUUUUGAACCUCGGAUUGUUUUACACAAACAAUGAGAACAAGACUUUAGAUUUAAAUUUUUGGAAGGCGUAUCAUGCACGUGUUGCGAAGUUGGUGCCAGAUGAAGUGAAGCAAGACAAAAUAGGGCAAGAGCUUGGUGUGUAUAUGCAAGCCGAUGGAAUUCUUGGAUUAGCUUCGGCCAUUAGAGGCAGAACCAAAUUGGCACUGGUUGAAUGGUGGAUGCAAUUUGGUUAUGAAGUUCCUAACUUGCAACAAUUUGCUAUUAGAAACAUUGGCUCUCGUUACAAAUCUCGCAAUAUCAUUGAUCCAAUUUUAUUGGAUAACAUUGAUGAAGCAAAUGAAUGGUUAACUGGAGGCCCCAAAAAUCAUGAAGAAGAAGAAGUGUUUGAAGGAGAAGGUCUCACUUUUGGUCAUGUUGCUAUGGCAAGUGGAGUUGAAUAA
Messenger RNA from Nicotiana tabacum (common tobacco), 876 nucleotides. RefSeq lists its product as uncharacterized. NCBI's taxonomy places the organism in Eukaryota, Viridiplantae, Streptophyta, Magnoliopsida, Solanales, Solanaceae. The record is from RefSeq and is a predicted model, not a curated record.